Molecule: messenger RNA, 3305 nt
Organism: Ciona intestinalis (vase tunicate)
Lineage: Eukaryota; Metazoa; Chordata; Ascidiacea; Phlebobranchia; Cionidae
Source: RefSeq, a predicted model, not a curated record
UAAGAAAAAUUAGAUGCAUUUUCCUGUUUAUUGUAGACGUGUUUUGCCUGGAGCGUAAUUUGCUGAUUUGCCACGGAACCUGUCUUGCAUUCAUGGAGGCAUUUAAUUGGCUGCUGAGCACGAGUAUACUUGUGGGUCGAAGCGUGGUCGGUUCUGUCUUAGUUCCGUUUAUACUUUUGUUCUUUCUGUUUGUGAUCAAGUUCGCUCCAAGAAAUAUGUUUCAACGAAAUAAAAACCCUACUUCUACUACUGCUGCUGCUCCAAAAGGGAAAGCUACAGCAGGUAAGGACAAUAAAGUGCCCAGCAAGAAACUUGAUAGUUGUCAAGCUGCGAAAGUGCAUGAAGUAAAAAACAUCCCGAAAAUUAACGUCAAACCAACCCCAAAGUCAACACAGAACGGUAGUGGUUGUGCAACAGCUAAUACAAAGUCUACUAAGACAGCAAAUGGUUCAGCAUCUCAAACGAAGUCAACCAAAGACACACUAAUGGCAUCGAAACCAGUAACCGAUCAAGAAAAGCGAAAACAAAUUUCUGUUCGUGGAAUUGCUUCGUUGGAAGGAGUGUCUGAUAUUAAGAAGUCAUUCAAUCGUCACCUCCACUAUACACUAGUGAAGGACCGUAAUGUGGCGACUGGUAGAGAUUAUUACUUUGCUUUAGCCAACACUGUUCGUGACCAGAUGGUUGGGAGAUGGAUUCGAACACAGCAGUAUUAUUAUGAGAAGGACCCAAAGAGAGUGUAUUACUUGUCACUUGAGUUCUACAUGGGACGUGCACUGCAAAACACAAUGUUGAACCUUGGAAUACAGAGUUCAUGUGAUGAAGCAAUGUAUCAACUUGGUCUUGAUAUUGAGGAACUUGAAGAAUUAGAAGAAGAUGCAGGUUUGGGUAAUGGAGGUUUAGGCAGAUUAGCUGCUUGCUUCCUUGAUUCCAUGGCUACACUUGGUUUGGCUUCAUAUGGAUAUGGAAUACGUUAUGAAUACGGGAUUUUUAAUCAAAAGAUAAGAGAGGGGUGGCAAGUAGAAGAGGCAGAUGACUGGCUUCGUUACGGCAACGCAUGGGACAAGGCACGACCUGAAUAUAUGGUUCCUGUUCAUUUCUUUGGCAAUGUAGAGCAUGGACCUGAUGGUGAUUGGAGUAAACCAUGCAAGUGGGUUAAUUCACAGGUUGUGUUUGCAAUGCCAUACGACACCCCAACUCCUGGGUAUGGCAACAACACAGUGAACACUCUACGUUUGUACACCGCUAAAUCCCCCAACUCAUUCAACCUUGGUGUUUUCAACACUGGAGAUUACAUCCAAGCAGUGUGCGACCGAAAUCUUGCCGAGAAUAUUUCCAGAGUUCUUUAUCCCAAUGACAACUUUUUUGAAGGAAAGGAGCUUCGUUUGAAACAAGAAUAUUUUGUUGUGUGCGCCACACUACAGGAUAUCAUACGAAGAUUCAAAUCUUCAAUCUUUGGUUGUCGGGAUCCUGUUCGUACCUCGUUCGAUGCUUUCCCUGAUAAGGUUGCCAUUCAAUUGAACGACACGCACCCUUCACUUGCCAUCCCUGAGUUGAUGAGAUUGUUGAUUGAUAUUGAGGAGAUGGAAUGGGAUCGUGCGUGGAAGAUCGUGGUGAACACGUGCGCUUAUACUAACCAUACGGUGCUUCCUGAAGCUUUGGAAAGAUGGCCGGUGCAUCUGAUGGAGAAGAUGUUGCCGAGACACUUGGAGAUUAUUUAUAUGAUCAACCAAAAGCAUAUUGAGAACAUCAGCAAGCACUUUCCUGGUGACUUUGAUCGUCUACGAAGGAUGUCGUUGGUAGAAGAAGAUGGAGAGAAGAGGAUCAACAUGGCUCAUCUUUGUAUUGUGGGAUCGCAUGCUGUUAAUGGGGUGGCUGCCAUUCAUUCAAAGAUUAUUCAAGAUUCAGUCUUCAAGGAUUUUGUAGAGCUAUCCGAGAAGAUGGGUGAAGUAAAUAAGUUUCAAAACAAAACCAACGGUAUAACCCCACGUAGAUGGUUGUUGUUGUGCAAUCCUGGUCUCGCUGAUCUUAUUGCUGAGAAAAUUGGUGAAGAUUGGCCAAAGAAUUUGGACCAGUUGCGUGAGUUGACGCCAUUGAUUGAUAAUCCUACUUUCAUUAGAAGUAUUGGACAAGUCAAACAGGAAAACAAGAUGAAACUCGCUCGUUUCAUAAAGAAGGAAUGGAAUAUUGAUGUUAAUGUUGCUUCUAUGUUUGAUGUACAGGUGAAACGUAUCCACGAAUACAAGCGACAAUUGAUGAACGCGUUACACAUCGUGGUUAUGUACAACAGGAUCAAGGCAAACCCUAAUAAGGAGUUUGUCCCAAGAACAGUUAUGAUUGGUGGAAAGGCAGCACCAGGUUACCACACAGCUAAGAUGAUAAUCAAGUUGAUCAACAAUAUUGCUGCCAUGGUCAACCAUGAUCCGAUAGUUGGGGAUAAACUUAAAGUGGUUUAUCUUGAGAAUUACAGGGUCUCAUUGGCUGAGAAGGUGAUUCCUGCCGCCGAUCUUUCGGAACAAAUUUCGACCGCUGGUACCGAGGCUUCAGGGACUGGAAACAUGAAGUUCAUGUUAAACGGAGCGCUUACAAUCGGAACACUUGAUGGUGCUAACGUGGAGAUGGCCGAGGAAAUGAACGGGGAAAACAUUUUCAUAUUUGGGAUGAAAGUUCAUGAGGUUGAAGAACUUGAUAAGGCUGGAUACAACGCUCGUCAGUUUUACGAGAGCGUGCCUGAGUUAAAGACAGCACUUGAUCAAAUAUCAUCAGGAUAUUUCAACCCGAUGGAAGCCGAUCAAUUCACCCACUUCGUGGAGAACUUGAUCAACCACGAUCGGUUCAAAUUGUUGGCCGACUUUAAAGCUUAUGUGGAGUGUCAGGAUCGUGUCAGUGAGGCUUUCAAGGACACAGAGAAAUGGACGAAGAUGUGUCUUGCCAACAUUGCGGCUUCUGGAAAGUUUUCUAGUGAUCGUACCAUUAGUCAAUAUGCUCGUGAAAUAUGGGGCGUUGAGCCACAACCAGAUCUUAAGAUACCGGCACCUCAUGAACCCCUGGAACGUGCCGAGACAUCGGAAGGUUACAAGGAUUUCUAAAGUUGCACAAACGCAUUAUACCUGCUGCAGUAUAUUCACAUAAAGUUCGUUAUUUAUUUGAUAGUUUUGUUAAGUUGUAACCAGCAAAUAUAUAUAAGCUUGGAAAGUCAACUUUUGCUUCUGUAUUUAAUUCAGCUUACUUGGUGAAACAUUUAAAAAAAUUUGUUCCUUUAAUUAUUUUCGCACGUUAUCUGCCAAUACACUGUCUUAACAUUCAAA